Molecule: messenger RNA, 1791 nt
Organism: Callorhinus ursinus (northern fur seal)
Lineage: Eukaryota; Metazoa; Chordata; Mammalia; Carnivora; Otariidae
Source: RefSeq, a predicted model, not a curated record
AUGCGCACUGUCUCUGUUCGGGAGAUGGGUGGCUGUCGGGGUUUGGGCCGCAUCUGGGGUGGCUGGCGGCGGGGGCCGGGGGUCCACGCAGCGCCCGAGGCCGCAGGCUUUGGCACCGAAGCCGGACAUCAGCUGCGACGUCGAGGAUCCAGCAAACGGUCGGGGCCUCUGGGGGACCAGGCAUUCCCGGGGCUGCUGCAGCUAGAGAACCUCAGUCGGGAGGGGCUGGUUGAUGUGCUGAGGGCAGCCGUAGUGGACCGGAAAGGACCUCUCGUGACGCUGAAUAAGCCACCGGGUCUACCAGUGACAGGAAAACCAGGGGAGUUGACGUUGUUCUCGGUGCUGCCAGAGCUGAGCCAAUCCCUGGGGCUUAGAGAUCGGGAGCUCCAGGUUGUCCAAGCAUCUGGGAAAGAGACCUCUGGGCUUGUACUCCUCUCCAGCUGCCCUCAGACAGCAAGCCGCCUCCAGAAGUUCUUCAUCCACUCACGGAGAGCCCAGAGACCCACAGCCACCUACUGUGCUGUCACCGAUGGGGUCCCAGCUUCUCCUGAGGGGCAUAUCCAAGUCGCUCUGAAGCUGGAACACACUGAUGGCGUUGAUCUAGUGAUUCCAGUGAAGUCCCCAUCCCGAAAGGACUUCCAAGAAGGUGUCAAGAGGACCCUCAGCCACUUCCAUGUGGUGGCCAGGGGCGCUGGCUGUGCCCUGGUCCAGCUGCAGCCACUGACAGGUGAUCAUCUGCCUUCAUCGGUGGCUGGCUUUUUCUCCUGGUUCACCCCUUCACUGAAGAUACAGCCCUUCUAGGAUUUCAUCUGGGUACCAAGGUCUCAGCCCUGGCCCCUAGGUAGCUAUUUAAACCAAAGACCCCUGGAUACCAAGAUUUGCAGCAUCCCUAGAAUAGAUGAAACAUUGGCUCUUGUGUGCUGUGGAUUUGUUUUCCAUUGGUUUUGGUCUUGGGGACUUUACUUUCCUAUGCCUGGCUGCAUAUUUGAAAGAAUGAUUAUUAUAUUUUUCUGGUGUUUCCAGGUGGUUUAUAGAGAGUUUUUAGAUUAUCCAGUCCACCAUAUUGCCAGACAUGGAAACAGAGUACAGCUCCUGGGUUUGAAUCCCAGCCUGUGGUCCUGGGCAAGUCACUUCUUUUUGAGCUUCAGUUUUCUGUGUGUAAGAUGGGAAUGAUGAUAGGACCCGCCUUAUUGGGCUGCCAUGAGGAUUAAAUAAAUUUACAUAUGUGAAGCACUUUGUACCAUGCCUAGCACAUAGCCCCCCAUUCCUGUCUUUGUCAUGUUUCCCAAAAACCUGUUCAAAUUGGGGUAAGCCAAAAACAGGGAAUGUAUUGGCUCCCAUACCUUAAAGUUUAGGUGUCGUUAGAUCUAGAGGCUCAGAGGAUGUCCUCUGGAACUCUUUCUCCAUUUCUUUUUGCCUCCUGCAUGUUGGCUUUUCCCUCCCACAGGCUCUCCUCUGGGCAAGGUAGAGAUGGCCAGGGGCUCUGGCAGCUCUAGGCCUGCACCCCACCAGUUUAAUACCCUAGGAGGAAAAAGCAUUCCUUAUUUCCAGUAGCUUCAGCAGUAAAUUCGGGGUUGUAUCUCUUUAUGAGCGAAUCCCACAGGCCAGGUGGUUUGAUGGUUAUGACUGUGCUGAUCUGGUCUUGCACUUGGAGGCAGGGGCAGGAGCAUUGACCUCACUGAAACCACAUGCCUGGGGAAUGGGAGUGCGGUGGUGGUGUUUCCCCAGAGGAAAGGAGGAGGGAUAAUCCUGGGUGGGACAGAAAGAGCAGCUGCCCACCAUCUGUCCUGU